UAAGUUAGAACAUGAUUAACUUAGAUUACUAAGUUACAAUGAUCUAAAACAUAUGCUGUCAGCACUAAUUGAUCCUAUAAUCUUUUGCAGUGCAGUUUUGAUUCGCAUUUCUGUUCUUCUCUCCCAUUUCCCUGCUCAAUCAUCUAGUUAAUUAUUAUUAUUAGUAUUAUUACGCAAGUAUUGUCAACUGCAUUCCAUGUUUAAUGGAAUCCCAUUCACUUCACUUUGGGGCCGAUAAACAGGGACACACCUCCCAGCCAGACCUGUUUUGAAGGAUAUUAUACAGACCAAUGCAUUUUGGAUUGUGCUCAGCAAUUUUUUAGACAGACUGGAAUGUUUAUCCCUUAAUAAAGAGAGACAAUAGAGAGGCUCUCACUGUUGUUGACGCGGGACGCUGGGUAGGUGGAGCGGACUGCCGUCAAAAUAUCCACACCUCUCCUCCUCCUCCUCACUUUACAAAUAUAUGUUGCUGUCCAUCAAUAAUACAGCACUCAGAAACCAGCUGGAAGUCAUCAGUUGCCAAGUCGAAGCUUGAAGGCUGAAUCUACAAACUUUUAAAAAGCUUUUGAAAUCUUCAGUUGAGUAUCAUGAGCAGAACAGCAGUGGUUCUGGUGAGUUUGGUCUUCAUCCUUUCCGUUGGUGCAGAGGAUAAGUCUAGACUCUACCGCAGGCCUGCAUGUGGAGGUUUGAGUGUGAGUCAGGCAUGUCCUCUCAACUACUCUCCUGUCUGCGGUAAUGAUGGCAACACAUACGUCAAUGAAUGCACCCUGUGUGUGCAGAGAAUGCACUCUAAUGCGGACAUUUUGAUUGUGAAAGAUGGCCGCUGCUGAGGUGGACGACCUUAUCAUCUCUUCGCUUUUCAUAUCUAUGUUUGUUUACGAGUGUUUUUGCAAUACUCAUCCCAAUGUUUUCAGUACACUAAUAUACAGUAGAGAAAACCUACUGCAAGUUAAGAUGAGAAAUAAAAAAUAGGGAAACACUUUGCAUAGCUCCAUUUGUUUACAUUAAUUAAAGGGAUAGUUCACCCAAAAAUGAAAGUUAACUAUUUUCUCGCUGUCAAACGGUUUCAAACAUUUAUGAGUUUGUUUCUGCUGUUGAACACAAAAAAGAAUAUUUAUUUUGAAGGAAUCUUACAAAAAUUCAAUUUUAAGAAAAUGGUUAUAGAAAACCUCCCACAUAGCAAAAUUUAUCUGGCCCAGCUCUGGCCCACACAAUCAGGUUUGGCUUGGCCCACAUGCCGCAGUGAAUUACGGUACAUGACUGGACCAAAUCUGGCUUCCAGACAAGGGCCAAACACAGACCAUAUCUGGGCCAAGUCUCAGCCAAGUUAAUAACUCAUAACUGGGCCUGAACUGGGACAGAUAGGUUGGUGUGUCACGAUUGCAAUGAAAUUGAUAAACCCAUGGAGUGAUGCGCUU
Danio rerio (zebrafish) is the source of this 1418-nucleotide messenger RNA. NCBI's taxonomy places the organism in Eukaryota, Metazoa, Chordata, Actinopteri, Cypriniformes, Danionidae. The record is from RefSeq and is a predicted model, not a curated record.